Macroventuria anomochaeta is the source of this 686-nucleotide messenger RNA. RefSeq lists its product as uncharacterized. The transcript has a single exon. Lineage: Eukaryota; Fungi; Ascomycota; Dothideomycetes; Pleosporales; Didymellaceae. The record is from RefSeq and is a predicted model, not a curated record. The coding region runs from base 137 to 595 and encodes 152 amino acids.
AGAGGGCCUUCAAUAUUAGAUCGUCUGUCAAUAUGAAUUCAUGUGUAACUAGCCAUAGCAAGUGGCAUACUUCUUGUCAACACCAACGCUUUGCAUCACCAAAGUGGUACGUAAGGCCUUCGCAAUAGACUGAGAUAUGUUGUUGAACAAGACGUCUGUGUCGUCUCAACGGCAAACGCCCAGAUACCGCCUACAGCAACCCGAGAAUCUCGAUCACGCACAUGACAUCCAACCGAUCAGGGAUGUCCUCGGCCCCUGUCACGAAGUCUGUGUGCGCUCCAAGCGGCAAAAAGCAAACGUCUCACACGUUUUGCAAAAUUGCCCGAGUGGCGGUGACCUGUCGCCAUCCCAAAAAGUCCAGCGCUGUACGACAAAACUCUCUGUGGUGAUUGCAACGAAUGGAUCCACUUUGCAGCAAGUGGACCCAUCGAGCGAGCAUGCUGUGCGCUGGCAGUUGGCGCCUGUUGUGCCACGUCUGGGGAACAUCGCACUAAAACUGCGGCUCAAGCUGUCAUACCAUGAGGAAGAUAUCGUGUGCGGUUCGUCGGGAGUGUCUCGAUGUGACACGCAGAAGUGGCGGGUUGUGAGACCAUGAGAGUUGAGGCUGCGACUAUUGUGCGAUGCCUAGGCUGAAUGGGUGGUGAAGGAUGGAACUGCUGAGCGGUGGUCGGACCUCCGGGCACGUG